Messenger RNA from Gorilla gorilla gorilla (western lowland gorilla), 2993 nucleotides. It is a transcript of the gene SLC25A41, whose product is annotated as solute carrier family 25 member 41. Gene Ontology annotation, biological process: transmembrane transport. The coding region runs from base 1696 to 2679 and encodes 327 amino acids. The transcript is spliced from 7 exons. Lineage: Eukaryota; Metazoa; Chordata; Mammalia; Primates; Hominidae. The record is from RefSeq and is a predicted model, not a curated record.
UUUUUUUUUUUUGAGACAGGGUCUCGCUCUGUCACCCAGGCUGGAGUUCAGUGGCAAGAUCUCAGCUCACUGCAGCCUCCACCUCCCAGGCUCAAGCAAUCCUCCCACCUCAGCCUCCUGAGUAGCUGGGACCACAGGCAUGGACCACCAUGCCCAGCUAAUUUUUGUAUUUUUUAUAGAGACAGGGGUCUGGCCAUGUUGCCCAGGGUGGUCUUGAACUCCUGGGCUCAAGUCAUCCACCUGCCUUGACCUCCCAAAGUGCUGGUAUUAUAGGCAUGAGCCACGGCGCCCAGCCUAGCAAAGUUUUGUUGUUGUUGUUUGUUUGAGAUGGAGUCUCGCUCUGUUGCCCAGGCUGCAGUGCAAUGGCUCAGUCUCGGCCCACUGCAACCUCUGUCUCCUGGGUUCAAGCCAUUCUCCUGUCUCAGCCUCCAGAGUAGCUGAGAUUACAGGGGCACACCACCAAACCUGGCUAAUUUUUGUAUUUUUAGGAGAGACUGGGUUUCACUAUGUUAGUCAGGCUGGUCUCGAACUCCUGACCUCAGAUGAUCUGCCAACCUCGGCCUCCCAAAGUGUUGGGAUUACAGGCAUGAGCCACCACAUCAGGCCUGGCAACCUUAUUUGUAUCUGCAAACUUAAUUCCCCUUUGCCAUGUAACAAAUGUAAGUCAGCCCAGGCUGCUAUAAGGAAACACUAAAGAGUGGGGUCUUAAACUGCAGACAUUUAUUUCUGGAGGCUAGGAAAUCCAAGGUUAAGGUGGCUGGCUAGCUCAGUUCCUGCUGAGGGAUUUCUUCCUGCCAUGCCUUCUUGCUGCAUCCUCCCAUGGCAGACAGAGAGAGAGAAAGAGCUCUGGUUUGUCUUUUCCUUAUAGGGAACUAAUUCCAUCUUGCAGGGGCCAUCCUCAUGAGUUCAUCUAACCCUGAGGACCUCCCAAAGGCCCUGUCUCCAAAUUCCAACCCACUGGGAGAUAGGGCUUCAACGUAAGAAUUUUGCGGCCGGAAGCAGUGGCUCACGCCUGUAAUCCCAGCACUUUGGGAGGCUGAGGUGGGCGGAUCACGAGGUCAGGAGAUCGAGACCAUCCUGGCUAACACAGUGAAACCCCGUCUCUACUAAAAAAUACAAAAAAAUAGCCGGGCGUGGUGGUGGAUGCCUGUAGUCCCAGCUACUUGGGAGGCUGAGGCAGGAGAAUGGUGUGAACCCCGGAGGCAGAGCUUGCAGUGAGCCGAGAUAGCGCCACUGCACUCCAGCCUGGGAGAUUGAGCGAGACUCCAUCUCAAAAAAACGAUAAUAAUAAUAAUUUUGACAGGACACAAUUCAACUUAUAACGAUAACAUAUUUAUUGGUUUGGGGGAUCAGGAGGUGGACACUUGGGGGAAAGGGGCCCCCACGCUGCCCACCACACCCAGCAAGGUCACAGGGGCAUUUGUGACUUCAUCCUCCUCUUGGUCCCCCACACAACCCUCCCACUAGACACUCCCGCAUGGUAGCUGGAGCAGCAAACAACUGCUUAGGGAUUUGAAGCCAGGUGCCCUAACUUCCUCCAUGGGCGCUCAGCCUAGGGAACCUCAGAACACUUACUCUAGGAUCCAGACACUGUUUAGGAGGGUCAAGACCUUACUCAUCAAAGCCCCGCCUCCCCCCUAACCUCCGCCUCCACCCCCAUCCUGGAACCCUGGCUGUACACACGUGUAUGGAUACAUGUUUGGCCACAUGCAUGACAACAACCUUGAACAUCUCCCGUCACAGCAGGUGCUGGACACAGGAGAGCAGCUGAUGGUCCCCGUGGAAGUCCUGGAAGUGGAUAACAAGGGGGCCUUGUGGAAGUUUCUACCCUCAGAAGCUAUGGCCGGGGCGGUGUCUCGCACGGGCACGGCACCUCUGGACAGAGCCAAGGUGUACAUGCAGGUCUACUCCUCCAAGACGAACUUCACCACCCUGCUGGGGGGGCUACAGAUCAUGGUCCAGGAGGGCGGCUUCCGCUCCCUGUGGCGGGGCAACGGCAUCAACGUGCUCAAGAUUGCUCCUGAGUAUGCCAUCAAGUUCUCCGUAUUCGAGCAGUGCAAGAAUUACUUCUGUGGAAUACGAGGGUCCCCGCCCUUCCAGGAGCAUCUCCUUGCUGGCUCCCUGGCUGUGGCCAUCUCCCAGACCCUCAUCAACCCCAUGGAGGUGCUGAAGACGCGGCUGACCUUGCGUCGGACGGGCCAGUACAAGGGGCUGCUGGACUGCGCCAGGCAGAUCUUGCAGCGAGAGGGCACCCGCGCCCUUUACCGCGGCUACCUGCCCAAUAUGCUCGGCAUCAUCCCCUAUGCCUGCACCGACCUGGCUGUCUAUGAGAUGCUCCAGUGCUUCUGGCUGAAGUCAGGCAGGGAUAUGGGGGACCCCAGUGGCCUGGUCAGUCUGUCGUCUGUGACGCUAUCCACGACCUGUGGCCAGAUGGCCAGCUACCCACUGACUCUGGUGCGCACCAGGAUGCAGGCCCAAGAUACCAUGGAGGGCUCAAAUCCCACCAUGCGCGGAGUCCUCCAGCGGAUCCUGGCCCAGCAGGGCUGGCUAGGGCUGUACAGAGGCAUGACCCCCACGCUACUGAAGGUCUUACCAGCAAGGUGGCAUCAGCUAUGUGGUGUACGAAGCCAUGAAGAAAACCCUGGGCAUAUAGGCUGUGAGCUGGACGACACAGCCUAGGCAGAAAUGGGACAGGAGGACCUGAUGACCCCUGGCCCCAAAGAGCCCUCGAGGCCUCAAGGUUCAGGCCCUGGGGCAGUUUUUGGUGGCAAAAGCAGGCUGGGGGUGGGGGUGGGGCUCUGGGUCAGAAGAUUCCUGAAGCUGGGGUUGGUGGUGGGCGGAGGGGGGGAGUGCUGGGUCAGAAGACUCCUGGGACUCCCUCCCCAGGGUGCAGCCUGAGACAAGAAACGUGGACUCCUUGUGGGUCUGGCCCCUUGUGGGUCGUCCUGGCUCCAGGGCGAAAUGGUGAAUAUGUCACACAACAAGGAAUAAAG